This is a messenger RNA of Microplitis demolitor, 11817 nucleotides long. RefSeq names its product titin. Gene Ontology annotation, molecular function: protein binding. The record is from RefSeq and is a predicted model, not a curated record. Bases 458 to 10321 code for a protein of 3287 amino acids. The transcript has 7 exons. Lineage: Eukaryota; Metazoa; Arthropoda; Insecta; Hymenoptera; Braconidae.
UUCUGUUUGGUGUGGCGACGUGACAAUAAACCCUUAGCCAUAAGGGUAAAGUGAUUAUUUAUUUCGCCUGCCGACUUGUGGACAAUUUUUUACUAGACUUUUAUUAUAAUUAACAUUACAUAUAAAUUUAUAUUUAUUUAAAUAAUUAAUUAAAGCUCGCACUGUUUACACCCUGUCAUCGGUCUCGGAUAUAAGAUCUACCCCCGCGCGCGCACGCCGGCGUUUUAUUUUAUUCAACCGCGAUCAAGCCUCACUCGAUCGCCGGCGCUCGUUCUGACGACACACACUACGAUCUUGCUCCGAAUUUUUAAAUUUAUUUAUUUAUUUAACGACUGACUAUUUAAAUAAAUAAAUUAUUGUUCAAAUAUUUUAUAGCUAUUUUUUAUUUUUAAAUAUUGGACGAGGAUUUUGUGGUAAACGACACGAACCUUGACGACGAAGAUCUUGUUACUUAAGGAUGAUGUGGGAGAAUGCCGGGCGCUACCGGCCCGGAUUAAUUCUGUGGCUCCUGAUAAUUAUAUCCCAUUCAAUAGACUCCGCCCCGGUACACGAUGAUGAAUCCACACAAGUUGCGGAGUACGGAAGUACCACAGGGUGUUACUACAAUUUUCAAUACUACGAUGAAGGGGAGAGAAUAAUGACCAACGAGCCAUGUUUGAAUUGUACGUGUCACAAUCGAAUGCUCAUGUGUUAUCUCCGGGUCUGCCCAUUCACGAAAGCCAUCGGCCAGAAUUGUAAAGUCGAGAAACGAGCUGAUCAAUGCUGUCCGGUAAUAACUUGUCCAGAAGUACCUGUACAUUUAUUGACAUCGACGACAAGCGCGCCGACAUCUGAAAUCGAUCAGCAAUCAGAAACCGGAAUUGGUUUUCGCGAUAAUUAUGGGUGCACUGUCGACAGUAAAUUUUAUGCCGAUGGCGCCCAAAUGCCAGGAAAUCCCCACAAUCCAUGCGAGCUCUGUUACUGCAUACGAAAUCGCACGACGUGUCUUAUGCAGGAAUGCACACUUAAAGUUGUUGGUUGCAAACCUGUUUAUCAUCCAGGAAUAUGCUGUCCGGUCAAAUACAAUUGCGACUACGAGGAUAAUUUGUUGACAACAGUGGAACCAACUACUGGGUUAAUUAUGACGACAACCCCAGCACCGGCAGGUACUGACUCACCGCAAUGUUAUCACGAGGGAAAAUAUUAUCAAGACGGACAGCUUAUUUAUUCAAAGCAGCCUUGCCAGCAUUGCUACUGUUUCCAUCGUGAUAUUGCCUGUGUUGUACAGGACUGUGGUACUCCCAUGAAGAUGCACGGGAAGAAUUGUACUGCGCUGCCGCCACCGGAAGGCCAGUGUUGCCCGACCACGUACGAGUGCGAAGAUGAACCAGGAACAGAAGAAGCCCAGCAGACUUCGGAACUCGAUGAGAACUCAAUAGUCGCCACGCAAGCUACUUUACCGGUUGAUGAUCAGCAGACACAAGAAAAAGAAAAAUUCCCGGGAGCGAAUAACGAUAUCCCGGAAGAUGAUAAAGUUCACCAAGGGGUUACGGAUGAUAAUUUAUCAACGGUAAUGGAAUCAUCUACUAAGCAGUCUUCAGAGUUCCCGGAAAGUAAUGAGGUGCCUAAAGAAACACCUAAGGCUGAAAAUGAUGCGACUGAGAAACCGAUGGACGCUAUUACACAUGCAGAUGAAGUUACGGAAAUUACUCAAGACGGUAAGCCGACGGAAUUACCGGAGAUUGGACAUGAAGGUGAAAAAGUUGAAGAACAAAGUACCACUGCUGAAGAUGGAUUUAUGGGUUCGACUACAGAGAAAGCUUUGACUGGCGUACCAGCACGCAGCGAGGAUCAAAUACCUACCGAUGAAUCUUCAGAGAUCAAACCUGCUCAGGACACUACAAUUAUGCCAAUUACCGAAGACGAAAAGCCAGCUGACGUUACUACGCCGCUGCCUAAAGAAACGACCGAAGAAGAAAUAAUUGAACCGACUGAAACUGUAAUUACGAAAAUUGGUGAGGAUAAUGAGAUACCCAAAGUCGAAGAACCGAAGCCUGUGGAAACGACCGAGGCAGCUAUUAAAUUAACUGAAGAAACAAAAACACCAGAUGAGGAACCGGAUCAGAUGUCAGUUACGGAAUCGGAGGCUAAACCUGAGGAAGCGACGACAGAGGGGUCACUUGAAGUUACUGAGGUGACGCAAUCUGAAGAAAAACCUGAAGAAUCUCUUCCUACAACUGCCGCUGAUGAACAGACGUCAACUUCUGAAGACUCUCAUCAAGCCUUUAGUCCCACGGAACAUAGCGAUCUAGAUAAAACUGAAAUUCCAACUCAAGGGCCUCCUGGUAUUGAUGUUUCGACACGUAGACCUGUCACCAAAGCUGAAGAUAAGGACGCUGUAACGGAAGACUCUAGUGUACAGAUAACUGAGAGCCCUGGUGGUUUAGAAGGGUCUCUGGCCACUCAACCGGGUGAUAGUCUAAUUACUGACAAACCAGAAUCUUCAAUGGAUCACUCGACGGAAGCUGCUCCAGUUGAAACAUCGACGAGUGGCGAGACUCAUGAAACACCUAAAGAGGAAUCUGUUCCAGUUACUGAGAGCUCUGAAGCUGAGAAGAAACCAGAAGACAGCGAACAUAGCACUCCUGAGACGAUAGUAGAAGAAAAACCAGAAGAAAUGUCUACUGUUUCAUCUGCUGAAGAGAAACCGGACGAAGAGCCACCAACGAAAGGUCUAGAGGUCAGUGGAGAACAGAGUUCUGAGGAAACGAGUUCUGAAGUGCCAUCUAAGGGAGAGAAACCACAGGAGACCUCUUCGGAGGAAGAACAAGAAAAUAGUUCUGAAGUUUCGAUGGAAGAAUUCACUACUUUGCAACCGGUUACGGAAAAAUCUGAAGUCAGCACUAGUGCAAGCGAAGAACAAUCGACUGCUGGUUUGCCAGUAGAAGAGCCAACGCAGAAACCUGAAGAAGGAACCGGAGCUGAGAUGCCAACGGAGAAGACUGAAGAAGAAGCUACUGAAAAACCAGAGAUUCCAGCGGUAGAGAGUCAGACUCGACCUUCUGAUGAAUCUUCAAGUGAUUCUGGGGACCAAGUUACUUCAGCUACUGAACAAUCGCCAGUUUCAGUGACUGAGAAAGAAGUCAAGCCGGAUACCGAGGAAUCAAUUACUGCUGCUGUCAUUCCUUCGGAAGAACCAACUCAAGAACCUGCUGGUGAAGAAAAACCGGAAGAAAUGGCCACUCCAACUACUCAGGAGCCUGGUAUUGAAAGUACGGAGAAAGAAGCAGAAAAACCAUUGACUGAAGAAAAAGGUGAGGAACCAUCAGAUGAAUUUAAGCCAACGGAAUUGCCAGCUUCUACGGAACCAUCAGAUGCAAUUACUGAAGCUGCUACGUCGAAUGACAGUGAAGUUGAGCAACAAACGGAAGUACCCAGUGUGAAAGAGCCAUCGUCGACGGAACCUCCGACUGAAGAACAAGCUACUGAAGUAACUGCAUCAGAAGAAAUGACUGAGAAGCCUACGGGAGAAAAAGCUCAAGAAGGUGAUGAAGGCCAGCAAACUGAAGUCCCAGUUACUGCUCAGGAAGAAGUUACAAAGCCGGCUGCUGAAGAAAAAACUGAGAUUCCAAUUGUAACGAAAGAAUCUCCAGAAGCUUCUGAAACUCCAGUUCAAGAGUCCAGUACUCCGUCAGUCGAAACAUCUAGUCCAAAGGAAGAAUCAUCGACGCCAUCACAAGAAGCUAGUGAGGGUACGAUAAAACCAGAAAUUUCUGAGUCAACUGAAAAACCCGAAUUGCCUUCGGAAGCUGAUGAAAAGACUACGGAAGCUGAGUUAAAACCAACGGAACCUUCAGCUGAAGAACAAACUCCAGCAGUAACUGAAAAAUCUGGUGAACAAAGUACUGAACAAGAAGUCACAUCAACAGCUGUGACUGAAAAACAACCAAGUGCUGAAGAAACGACUGAAGGAGAAGAAAAAACUGAAGCUCCAGAAAGUAAACCUGAGGAAGGUGAAAAAGAACAAACUGUAGCUCCAGCGUCUGAAGAAAGUACUAAAGUUACAGAAGCUUCUGCAUCGCCAGAAAUUCCGGCGGUUACUGAAACUUCUGAAUCAGCAGAAGAACCAGCAGCUACAAAAGCUCCUGAAUCUGGAGAACAGUCCACGACAGCUGAGAUUUCAGAACCAACAGCAACGAAAGCUCCUGAGUCGAUCGAAGAAUUAGUAACAAAAGCUCCUGAAACUGUGGAAGUACCUGUGGUUACGAAUGCUCCUGAAUCAGUCGAAGAACCAGCAGCUACGACUUCCGAAUCUGUGGAAGAACUUGCAACCAAAGUUCCUGAAACGGUCGAAGAAUCCGCAGCAACCAAAGCUCCUGAACCUGCUGAAGAACCAACGGCAACUAAAGUUCCUACAAUGGCUCCUGAAUCUACGGAAGAACCUGCAACCAAAGUUCCUGAAACAGUCGAAGAAUCCACAGCAACCAAAGCUCCUGAACCUGCUGAGGAGCCAAUGGCAACCAAAGCUCCUGAACCAUUAGAAGAACCGGCAGCGACUACAGCACCUGAAUCAUCAGAACCUGCAGCGACUACAGCACCUGAAUCAUCAGAACCUGCAGGAACAAAAGCACCUGAAUCAUCAGAAAAACCUGAAUCUGCAGCAUCAGAAGAACCGGCAAUUAGUAAAACUCCUGAAUCAACGGAAGAACCUGCAACCAAAGUUCCUGAAUCAGUCGAAGAUUCCACCGCAACCAAAGCUCCUGAAUCUGCUGAACCAACAGCAACUCAAGUACCAGAAUCAGCAGAAACUACGGCAACAAAAGCACCAGAAUCAGCAGAAACUAUGACAACAAAAGCACCGGAAUCAGCAGAAGAAACAAUAGUGACAAAAGUUGCUGAACCUGCUGAAGAAUCUCCAGUGACGAAAGCACCUGAGUCAGUAGAAGAACCUGCAACAACAGAACCACCAACAAGUCAGUCUGAAGAUCAAAAACCAACUGAAGAAUCAGAAAAACCUGUUGAAUCAUCUCCAUCAGAUGUAGAACCAACGCAAGCUCCUGAAGCUGUCACUGAACCUACUGCUGAAGAGCAAUCUACUCAAACUAGUGAUGAUAAACACGAAGAGCCUAUUCCUGUGACUGUCCGAGUGACAGAAGAACCAACAGAGGCUCCAACUUCAACUUCGACUGAAAAAGAAACAGCCCCAGCUCACGAACCAACAGAAGCUCCUCCUGCCAUCGAAGAAAGCAGUCCUACGAUAGUUCCUGUGGCCGUUAGCGAACCGAGUACUGAAAGCCAUCCAGAAAGUAGUGAAUCGACAGAAGUACCAGAAAAAUCAACGACCGAAGACUCUGGUCCUCCUGGAAUUCCUGGUGAAGGCAGUUGUCUCGUUGACGGACAAACAUUUUCGAAUAACUCAGCAAUCCCACCAGUCAAUCCUUGCCAAUUGGGUUGCCGAUGUGUCAGCAGUAUCGUUCAGUGUGAUUUGGUUCAAUGUUCUCCUCCACCGAGCCAUAUGUCCAACUGCAUGCCUGUUCAUACUCCAGAAAAUGCUUGCUGUCCAAUGUACUCUUGUACUAAUGAAGCUUCAACGGAAACACUUCAAGUUGACAAUCAGAUGUCCGAAGAUCAUACUCCAGUUUACCAAGAACAAGAUACCAAGACUGAGUCAACAAGUCCUCAUGCUCCAGAAAGUCAGACCGAAGCUUCUGAAGAAACGAAACCUGAGCAAGAAGCUACUCCAGCUUCAGUACCUGAACAAUCUAGUACAACAGCUCAAGCUACAACUGAUGAAGAAUCUGUUGCUGUGAAUGUCGAAGAUGCUCAAGUUCCGGCUGAAACCGCUAAACCAAUAGAACCCAGUGGCGAUGAAAAGCCUCCAGUUCUUGUAAAAGAAAGUACUGAAGAACCUGAGAUUGCUCCUGUAUCACCAACAGAGGCACAGACUACUGAGUCUAUUGAUACUCGUGUGAAAGAAGAAGGAGAAGUUACAAAAGCUCCUGAGGAACUAGUAACUGUAGCAGCGACUGAACCUCCAACAGCAGAAAAAGAUGAAGGCGUAGAAAAGGAAAGUGAAGGAGCAGAAACUGAAAAAGGAGAUGAAGGAAAAGAGCCAACCGUUACUUCAAUUCCUACUGAGCAAGCGCCAACUAGUGCUCCAGAAGAGCCGACGAAAACCACGAUGAUUAAUACUCAGUCUGAAGAACCAGCUUCAACACAAGCUACAACUAUCCAUGAAGAACCAAGUAGUCCUGCUAUUGACAGCCAACCGUCAACAGAAUCACCUGCAAUUGAUAGUCAGCCUUCAACAGAACUACCCGCCAUAGAUAGUCAACCUUCAACAGAACUACCAGCCAUAGAUAGUCAGCCUUCAACAGAAUCACCUGCAAUAGAUAGCCAACCUUCAACAAAAUUACCUGCAAUAGAUAGCGAGCCUUCAACAGAAUUACCUUCCGUAGAUCAAGAACAAGUAACAGAGUCAGUGACGCAUCCAACUGAUGAAAAAUCUGAUGAAAUCACCACUAAGCCAGAAACAUCUCCAGCUGAAGAAUCUAGUGCGAUUACUAAUGCCGCUGAAUCGACAGAGAGUCCAGUUCAAGAGACAACUCAACCAUCUGAGUCUACACAAACAACUGCAGCUAGUGAAGUAACUCCAGAAGAAGUCGUGUCACCUACUGAAGCAUCGAAAGAGAUUUCAAAUGAAGUCCCAAGUGCUGAAGCCACUACAGCGGCCAGUGAAUCAGAUCAAACGACAAGUGAACCAGCUGAUAAAUCAACAGCUGCCCCAGAAACGCCAGCAGAAAAAGUAACCGAAGCUCCAGCUGAAGAAGAAAUCACUGAAACUCCAACUGUUCAUGAGGAUUCUACACCAGAGUCUGUGGAAACCAAGGAGCCAACAAGUACUGAGUCUUCUAUAAUCACUUCUUCAGAGUCAGUACCAGAACAAGAAGGCCAGUCAACUGAAGCUAGUCCAGAAGAACAAGAGAAAACAACUGAAUCAGCUGUUCCAAGUGAAACAUCUGCUCCUGCAGAGUCAACUGAAACUCCUGAAAUCAAAGCUCAAGAUCAAACUUCUCCGUCAGUUCAAGCAGAAACCACUGCAAUGCCAUUGGCGGAAGACGAACACAAAGAUUCCACCGUAGAGGAAGUGCCAUCUACCGUUUCAGUUGAAACUCAAACGGAAAAAACUUCAGAACCUGAACAGCCAGAAUCUCCCCAAACUGAAGCACCAACUUCUGAAGAGCCAUCGAGUACAGAAAGCGUCAAAGAAACUUCUGAAGAGCCAUCGAGUACAGAAAGCGUCAAAGAAACUUCUGAAGAGCCAUCUAGUACAGAAAGUGUCAAAGAAACUUCUGAAGAGCCAUCUAGUACAGAAAGUGUCAAAGAAACUUCUGAAGAGCCAUCUAGUACAGAAAGUGUCAAAGAAACAUCUGAAGAGCCAUCUAGUACAGAAAGUGUCAAAGAAACUUCUGAAGAGCCAUCUAGUACAGAAAGUGUCAAAGAAACUUCUGAAGAGCCAUCUAGUACAGAAAGUGUCAAAGAAACUUCUGAAGAGCCAUCUAGUACAGAAAGUGUCAAAGAAACUUCUGAAGAGUCAUCUAGUACAGAAAGUGUCAAAGAAACUUCACAAGGUUCAGAGUCCACGGAACCAUUAAUUGAUGCUUCAACAGAGUUGCCCAAAGCUUCUACUGAUCAAACUAAUGAAGUAACAUCACCAGAAGCUAUUGACACUACUGAAGCAGCACAAGAUGAAUCAUCAGGAUCAACUGAAAAACCCGCUGAGGAAGCAGUUCCUACUGAGAAGACUGACGCACCAGCAGUCAGUGAAGAAAUACCCGAAGACACGGUAUCUACGUCAUCUGCUGAUGCUACGACACCGAAAAGUGAAGAAAAGCCAGCGGUCGAUCAAGAAGUUCCAGUUAUUGUAACGUCAGAAGAACCUCAAGAAGAAGCUAAGAAACCUGAAGCAACGGAUGCCUCGACAGAAAGUCCUGAAUCAUCGACACCUGAACAAUCUUCAGAUAAAUCUCAGACGACGGACGCAGUAACCGAGAGCUCGAGCACGGAAUCUUUACCAGAAAUUACUGAAGGUGAUUUGAGUGUGCCCGUGGCAAUUAAUAAAACGGCGAUUCCGGAAGAAGAAACUGAAGAAGCGAAACCAACUGAACCUUCAGCUGAAGAGGGCGAGAAAGAAGUUACGAUAGACACGAAGAUUGGAUCAGAAACUCCAGAAGCUGAGAAAGAAGUUACUCAAGUAAUGGAACAGACUACGGCUUCUGUGUUGAAAGAUGAAGAGAAAGAAACUACAAUGAGUAGUGUUGAUUUGUCACCAACUGUUCCAGCUGUGACGGAAACUGUAGCUGCUGAAGAGCCUGCAUCUUCUACUGAGAUUUUGGAAGAAGAAAAGCCAGAAGUCAAGCCUGAAGAGAAACCGAUUGAAAGUGUGACGACAAAAGAACCUGAAAGUCCAGUUGAUGCAUCGGAAUCAACACCUUCGGUAGCUGUCACUAGUGCUCCAGAUACGGAAACUACGUCAAUUUCUUCUGAAGCUUCCACUGAAGCAGUUCCUGAAAUUAGUACUGAGUCUUCUGAAAAGAGACCAGACGAAAAAGCUGAAGCGACGACGAUUUCUGCGGGUCUUGAAGAAACUCCAGUAGAUCAGACUAAAUUAGACAAACCUGAAGAAGGAAAGCCUGUAGAACCUGAAGUUAACAUAAUGGAACAACCUGGAGUUAAGCCAGAAGAAAAACCUGAAGAAGAAUCUCAAACUAAGCCGGAUGAAAAUAAACCUGAAGAACAACCAGAACUAAAACCUGAAGAACAACCAGAACUUAAACCAGAAGAACAACCUACGGAAGAUAAACUUGCAGAGCAACCCGAAGUAAAACCUGAAGUCAAGCCUGAGGAAGAAACACCUGAAGUCAAGCCUGACGAUGAGAAACCUGUAGAAGAACCUGCAGUCAGGCCUGACGAUGAGAAACCGGUAGAAGAACCUGAAGUCAAGCCAGAAGAUGAAAAACCUACGGAAGAAUCUGAAUCUAAGCCUGAAGAAGGAACACCCGUUGAACAACCUGCAGUCAAACCUGAAGAAGAGAAACCCGAAGAAGAAAAACCUGAAGAUAAGAAACCCGAAAGUGAGUCUGAAGAAGAAAAGCCGACAGAGCAACCUGUAGUCAAACCUGAAGAAAAGCCGACAGAGCAACCUGAAGAAGAAAAACCUACAGAUCAACCUGCAGUGAAACCUGAAGACAAGCCUGCAGAGCGACCUGCAGUUGAACCUGAAGAAGAAAGGCCUGCAGAGCAACCUGCAGUUAAACCUGAAGAAGAAAAACCUGCAGAACAACCAGAAGAUGAGAAGCCUGAAAGUAAACCUGAAGAACAACCUGAGAUUAAACCCGAAGAAGAAAAACCUGUAGAAGGACAUGAAGAUAAACCAAUAGAAAAAGAAUCUGAAGUUAAACCAGAAGAACAAAUACCAGUCGAACAACAUGAAGAAAAACCAGAAGAACACAAACCAGAUUUAAUUGGCCAAAUACCAACUGGUCAAGAAACUGAAGAAGAAAUUCCCCAACAACACAUUCCUGUUGAGUCGUAUCUCCCAGGUCAACCCGAAACCGUUGAUCAACAAACUGUCGGUCCGAUCGAACACGACGUUCUCCAACAUCACACAACAGAACCCAGCAGGUAUACCCCAAGCCCAGAACCAGAUCACUCGUCUUCCAGUACACUAGCGCCCCAAUCUCCCGAGUAUCCCGACCAAACCGUAACCGGCGAAGACAAUCCUCACUUCCCAGUCAACGCCGGAAGCUAUCUCAACCCCGACGAAGAAGACUACGACGAAGACGACCAAGCAGUCUACGGACCCGGAACCUGUCGUUACGGUGGCAAAGUCUACGUCUCAGCCCAACAAAUACCACGAGACGAUCCAUGUGACUUCUGCUUCUGCUUCCGCAGCGACAUAAUCUGUCUUCAGCAGAGCUGUCCACCUCCAAUACCCGGCUGCCACGAGGAGCCCAUCAGCGGCUUCUGUUGUCCGCGAUACGAGUGCCACGUCUCCAUGGCGACUUCCCUCAACAUCACAACGACCACAACAACAACAACAACAACUCUGCCGCCUCAUUUCUCACCACAUGCUUACAAGGGUGCAGCCAAACGAAGCGGAUGUUUAAUCAAAGGACAGGCGUAUCGCGUCGGUGAUGUCAUCAGAUCCUCAUCCGGACCUUGCCUCCACUGCACUUGCGGAAGUGACGGAAACAUGGAAUGUAAUCCGAAAAACUGCACUCCAGAACCAAUGAUCAGAAGAAUGAUCGCAACUUCCACUGCCAAGAGACGACGAAGAUGAGCUAAUUCAUCAGCUCAAGUUCGAUAAUUAAUCCAAUAUAAUUAAUGAAAAAAAAUAAAUAAAUAAUAUUAAUAAUAAUAAUUAAAAUUAACUACCGAGAGGAAGAUUAUCGUGUGUGAAUUGAGUGUUGUAUAAAAGUGAAUCCGAGCGAAAAAAAGAAAUUAAUUGAUUAAUUAUUAAUAACUAAUUCUCAAUAUCACAAUAUCGUCGCGAAACACAGACAGUAUCGUGCACCGACGGUAUCAUAAACUGAGUGGCCAAAAUGUAAACAUUUACUUUAUAUAUAUAUAUUAUAUAUAUACAUAUUAAUAAUAAUAAAUAUUAUUAUUAUGAUUAUGGUAAUAAUAAGUAAGGGAAGAAAUACGAAAAAAAAUAAUAAUAAAGACAGCGAUUAGGUGAGAGGCGAUCGUGGUGCCAAAACGACGAUAAAUGACGGCAAUGAUCUUAAAUUUUUCUAAUUACGAUCUUCGAAGGCUAAUUAAUUAAAUAUACUAAAAAUUGUGCCUUCUCGCCAGUGUUUUAUUAAAAAUACUAAUAAAUGAAGAAACUAAAAUACGAUAAGCCGAAAUUUCAAAUAAAUUAAUUAAUUAAUUAUUUUAAAAUGUAAUUACGAUUCAUGUUAAUGAAUUGUGAUGAAUAAUUAAUCAUUUUUAUGCUUAAACAUCGAUUUGUAAUUAAUUUUAUAUCAAACUUUAGUCCGCCGACAAAAUGGCGGCAGUUAAAUGCCAGAUCAUGGUCGGGUCUGGUUGGCGCGUAAAUUCAAAUUUUUUUGUUAUUUUUUUGUUAUCUUAUUGGAAUUUAAAAUAACGAGCCACGGUAUGCGCUAGUUUGUGAUUAUGUUUUUUUAUGCACCUUGAGAGUCUUACAUUUUUUUUACUCAUUUAAUUAUUAACUUUAAUUAAUAACGUACUAUAAUUAAUCACUUAUUUUAUUACUGUAAGACUUUUGAAGUCCGGAACUUAUUUACUAGCAUAUAUCGUGGCUCCACUAAAACAUUCCAAAGUAGCUAAAAAAAAGUAUGAAAUAAAAAAAAAAAAAAAAAGGAAUAAAUGAAAAAUAAAUAAAAAUAAAAGCGCGCAACUCAAAGCUCAAAUUGCGGCUCGCACGGAGGACCGAACGAAAAAAGGAUUCGCUUCUCCGGCGAGCUGGCGUCAUUAUAAAUAAUAAAUAUAUAUAAAUAUAUAUAUAUAUAUAUAAAUAUAAAUAUUAAUAAUAAAUAAAUCUAUAUAUAUGAGUAUAUAAAUAUAUAAACAAGUAUUUAUAUAUUUAUAUAAAAAUAUAUAUAAUUAAAUAAAUAUAGAUAUAAAAAAAAAAUAAUUAUAUACAUUUUUACGAUUCUUUAUACCAUUGUAAUCUCAAUUAAUUAGGAUUAAGAAACAACGUAUACCUGUACGAGAUUAAUUGUGAGAAUAAACUUGAAUUUAUUAUUUUAUCACUCAAAUAAUUUUUUUGUCCACUUAAUUAUAAAUAUAUAUAAGACAAAACAAAUCUACAAG